This is a messenger RNA of Exophiala viscosa, 1651 nucleotides long. Its product is annotated as extracelular serine carboxypeptidase. The transcript has 4 exons. Gene Ontology annotation, molecular function: serine-type exopeptidase activity; dipeptidyl-peptidase activity. Gene Ontology annotation, biological process: proteolysis. Bases 1 to 1602 code for a protein of 533 amino acids. Lineage: Eukaryota; Fungi; Ascomycota; Eurotiomycetes; Chaetothyriales; Herpotrichiellaceae. The record is from RefSeq and is a predicted model, not a curated record.
AUGAAAGGAUCUCUCCUGCUAGCCGCAGUCUCGCUCUGCGGCCUUGCGCUCGCAAAAAGCAACCGUCCGGCACCACAUCGACUACAGGCACGCGACGUCGACCCAACGGAACUGUAUCCUGGCCAUAACAUUUCGGUGCCCAUCGACCACUUCCACAACGAAACCAAAUAUGUCCCUCAUACGAACGCCUCCUUCAACCUGCGUUACUUCUUCGAUGCGUCGCAUUAUAAACCAGGCGGCCCUGUUAUAAUCUUGCAGAGCGGUGAAGCUGAUGCGACUGAACGUCUGCCAUACCUACAGAAAGGCAUAUUAGCUGAAUUGGUCAAUGCCACCAAUGGCAUCGGAGUUGUCCUCGAGCACAGAUACUAUGGCACAAGUUUUCCUACAGCGAACUUGACCACGAAGAGCCUACGCUUCCUCACCACCGAGCAGGCAUUGGCGGAUCAAGCCUAUUUUGCUCAACAUAUCGUCUUUCCCGGGCUGGAGCAUAUGAACUUGACUGCACCUAAUGUUCCGUACAUAGUGUACGGUGGGUCAUAUGCAGGCGGAUUUGCUGCCUUCACGCGGAAGCUGUACCCGAACUUGUAUUUUGGUGCCAUUUCAUCGUCCGGCGUGACUGAGGCCAUAUAUGAUUACUGGCAAUAUUAUGAGCCGAUCCGCGAGUACGGACCACCUGCUUGCAUCGCGGCGCAAACCAAGCUCAUCAACGUUGUGGACAACAUUCUCAUGAAGAAUGACUCGGCAACAGUCCAACAGCUGAAAAGUGGAUUCGGGUUGGAGACUCUGACAUAUAACGACGACUUUGCCAACCUCGUUUCCUAUGGAAUAUCAGGGUGGCAGAGCCGCAAUUGGGACCCUGCUGUCAACGACCCAAGUUUCAGUUAUUAUUGCGGCAACAUUUCAUCGACUAAGGUCCUGUGGCCAAGUACCUCCGCAAUGGCAUCGACUGCAUCAUCUCUGAUCGAGGCUGGAGGGUGGGGUAAUGAGACGGCCACAUUGACCAACAGUUUCUUGAACAUGAUGGCCUGGACCAACGACAGCUACGGUGUUUCCUCAUGCGAUGGACCUCUGAAUUCGUGUUACGACAACCACAACGCCUCUGCGGAGAUGUACACUGAUAAGAGUAUUGACAACUACAACGCUCUUUCGUGGGCUUACCAAUACUGCACUCAAUGGGGAUACCUACAGACGGGAUCGGGGGUCCCUAAGAGUGAGCUGCCUUUGAUCUCUCGCCUCUUGACAUUGGAAUACGAGUCCCUCGUCUGCCGGUUAGCCUUCAACAUCACUUCUCCGCCAGAUGUCCAGGCGAUCAACAAGUACGGAGGAUACAACAUCUCAUAUCCACGACUGGCGUUUAUUGGAGGAGAAGCUGACCCUUGGCGACCGGUGACGCCGUUGGCAACAUUGACCGUUCCCGAUCAGCUGAACCGAACUAGCAAUGCAAGCGAGCCGGUGAUUCUUAUCGCCGGAGCGGUCCAUCACUGGGAUGAGAAUGGCUUGUUUCCGAAUGAGACAACGUCCACGUUACCUCCGGCGCCUGUGGCUCAAGCCCAGAAGCAAGAGGUGUCAAUCGUGAAGGAAUGGUUGACACAGUGGAAAUAAGCAGCACGCCUGAACGGAUAUCGUAUAGACAACAGUAAGGUGUGGUUAC